CACGACACGCAGACACCCAUCACCCCCCCCCGCGCCGCGCAAACCGAGAUCCUACCCAAAACCCGAAAGCGGUCACCCCGGAGAGACGGAGAGAACAGGACAGCAACUUUACCGAGUCCUAAUGGAUCCUUUAAGGAUAAACACACAGCCCCGUCCCCAAGAUAACUUCACGCUUGGAAGCGCGAGCAAUCCCAGGAAAUUCAAGAACCAGGACUUCGAGGCGCUGCGCGAAUACCACCUGAGGAAAGGUCUGCUGUUCGAGGAUGAGCUCUUUCCGGCGAACAUGAAAAGCAUCGGCCCCAAACUGGAGCAGCAGUUCCAGGCCAGAACUCUAGAAUGGAGAAGACCAAAACUCGCGGAUCGCCCACAAUUCAUUGUAGAUGGUUCUUCUUUGUUCGAUAUUUUACAAAGUGAACUAGGUGACUGCUGGGUUCUGUCGGUGCUAGGAGCGCUUACCUUGAAACCCUACCUACUGAAAAAAAUUAUCCCGUCUAACCAGGAGUACGAUAAAAACUAUACCGGAAUCUUCCAUUUCCGGUUCUGGAGUUUCGGGGAAUGGCUGGACGUUGUUGUCGAUGAUAAGCUGCCUUUUGUGGACGGGAGGUAUUUGUCGGUGAAACCAUCUUGUGAGAACGAAUUGUGGCCUUGCCUGGUGGAAAAAGCGUAUGCCAAGCUCCUUGGUUCAUAUGAAAAGUUGCAUUUUGGUAACCCGGCAGAAGCGUUUGUUAACUUUACAGGCGGAUUGGUGUUAACAUUCGAUUUAAAGAGCGAUAUCCAUCAGCCUGAGAUAUUUCAUAUGGUGAACAAUGCAGGUCCAGAAACCCUAAUGACAUGUACCACCAAAAAGAAGGACGGUUCUGAAAGAAACAGGAGUUUGAGUUUGCCAGCACUGUAUGUACACAAUGAUAUCCGGAGGGGCAGCGUACCCAUCAGCAACAUUCCUGAAAGCGUUCACCUGGGCGACGGUCUGGUUGAAAGUCACGCUUAUUCCAUAGUCGGCACAGAACGGGUGAAUUUUAGAAAUGAAGUUGUGAAUUUAGUUCGAAUAUGGAACCCAUGGGGUUAUGGUGAAUGGAUAGGACCCUGGUGUGACAGCUCUCCGCUCUGGAAAGAAGUGAGCGCGGGGGAGAAACUAAGGCUUCACAGAUUAAAGGAAGACGGAGAAUUCUGGAUGUCUUGGGAGGACUUUGUAGAUAAAUUUUCCAAGGUGAUUAUCUGCAGCCGUGCCCCCGAUUUUUUGGACUGGGAUCAUCAGCCUAAACAGUGGUACAAGCAAAAGUUUUGGGGGAUGUGGCCUAAAGGAAUCGGCGUAGGAGAUUAUACUAAUGAAGAUCUCCUUUACACGAAUCCUCAGUACCUACUGAAGGUAAACGGGUCGGACGUGCUGAGAAAAGGUUACAACGUGGCCAUAUCGAUCAUGCAACAUCCGAACAACUGGCAGAGGUUUAGCGGAGAGUGGCCAUCGAUCGACUUUCAGGUUAUCGAGGUGGAUUCUAAGUUCUACGGUUCACGUGAGAAACUGCCAAGUUCUGCUUUUUCUAAAAAAAUACUCUCGGGAUUAAACAGAAACACUCAAAGCAGACGUGAUCUUACAACGAAACUCAGUCUGAACGCCGGAACGUAUGUUAUUAUUCCUUCUAUCGCAAGGACGCCCCUGGAGGCCUCGUUCCUGCUGCAAAUUUUCCUGAAGAGUAGAGACAGCGUCGUUGAACUGGGUUUGUCGUCGGGCUCCGACAUUCAUAAUCCCGGACCGUUACCGGCUAAUUACUUGAGAUACGAAGACCGGUCCUAUGAAACGACGUUCAGGAGAUACGCGUCUCAGGGAAACAAGAUGAAUGUCAAUGAUUUACAUAGAUUUCUCAAUGAAGUCGUUUUGAAAGGUUUCUCUUCUCCAGCCGGUGGCUUCACCAAAGACUCCGGCAGAACAAUGCUGACGUCAAUGGAUCAAAGUGGAAGCGGAUAUCUUACCGCAGAGAGCUUCGGACAAUUAUGGCGUUAUCUGACCCGGUUUAAGGAUAUUUUUGCUGAAAUUGAUGUGAAUCGAUGUGGAUUCCUGGAUUCCUAUGAACUACAGAAAGCGGUGGAGUUUGCAGGACUUUUUGUUACCAAAAGUCGUCUAAAUCAACUAAUCUGUCUGUAUGGGAAUAAUGAGCAGAAAGUACAAUUUGUUGACUUUUUGCUUUGUAUGAUUCGACUAAAGGCAAUUUCCAAUACAAUGAGAAAUUUGUCUACCGAUGCAAAAGGAAUAUAUCUGAGUCAAGAAAAGCUCAUCCAGCUGAUGAUAUGAUAUCGCAGCCUGAACAUGAAGGACCUACAAAAAACUCUGUCUUGACCACCAGCGCACGCCAGGAACGCGUUCACAGGAAAGAACACUAAUGUUUUAUUAUUUUUUUAUUUUGAUGAUUGCUAUAAUUUAAUAGAAUAUUUCAAAGUAUUCUCCGUGAUGGGUAUGAAGCCCACUUAUUGAUGGUAAAUCAUUAAAGGAUGAGUUCUAUGGAAAAUAAACUUCCGUUCCUAAACCCUAGAGU
Messenger RNA from Spea bombifrons (plains spadefoot toad), 2528 nucleotides. RefSeq names its product calpain-13-like. Gene Ontology annotation, cellular component: cytoplasm. The record is from RefSeq and is a predicted model, not a curated record. The transcript has 25 exons. Gene Ontology annotation, biological process: proteolysis. Bases 122 to 2287 code for a protein of 721 amino acids. NCBI's taxonomy places the organism in Eukaryota, Metazoa, Chordata, Amphibia, Anura, Pelobatidae. Gene Ontology annotation, molecular function: calcium ion binding; calcium-dependent cysteine-type endopeptidase activity.